GAACUGAGAAAGAUGAAAGAAGUUGGUAGUGCGAGUUUGGCGUCUGUGCGUAAUUUACACGCGGUAUUGGUGUGUAUUUGGCGCUUAAUGCUGCGGUAAGUAUAUCAGCAGAUCACCACUACCUCUGUACUAAGUACUCCGGAGCAUGUACUUGAGUCCACAAGGGCAACUAUUGAAUACUGCAUUUUGCCUCUGCGAGUGCAUAUUUGCCUCUGUGAGCGAUGGAUCGGAUCAUCUUCAGGGGCACUUGAAAAGGAAAAAGAAAAAGUUUUUUUUUUUUAAGCGGCGCAAUGCUGGUGAUAGGAUGUUAUGGUGGCGCAAAACCUCAACAGCUGAAAAAAAUAAUUCGCCUCGCAUUGGAGCUGCCACAUUCCCCCCCCCCCUCCCUCUCUCUCUCCUCCUCUAUCCCAGUCCACUCGGAUUCCCUAGUUUAUUCCGUGACAGGAUGCUAAAAAGAGGUUUGAUUCGUUUUCCUUGCUAGUGUUGUGCCAUCAACUGCGGGUACAGCUGCAACCUGCAUUUUCACCCGCACC
Messenger RNA from Aspergillus ruber CBS 135680, 533 nucleotides. RefSeq lists its product as uncharacterized. The record is from RefSeq and is a predicted model, not a curated record. Lineage: Eukaryota; Fungi; Ascomycota; Eurotiomycetes; Eurotiales; Aspergillaceae. The transcript has a single exon. The coding region runs from base 146 to 481 and encodes 111 amino acids.